Messenger RNA from Esox lucius (northern pike), 4364 nucleotides. It is a transcript of the gene cabp7a, whose product is annotated as calcium-binding protein 7. The transcript has 5 exons. The record is from RefSeq and is a predicted model, not a curated record. The coding region runs from base 932 to 1579 and encodes 215 amino acids. NCBI's taxonomy places the organism in Eukaryota, Metazoa, Chordata, Actinopteri, Esociformes, Esocidae. Gene Ontology annotation, molecular function: calcium ion binding.
AGAAAGAGGCACACAUGGAUUCAGGGUGCGGAGUUUGUGUGUUUGUGCGCGUGUGUGAAGAGCUGAAUAUACACAAGGGCCAGGGCUGCGGUUCACAAGAUAGAGUCACUUACCUGUGCGGAACGAAGAGUGGAUUGGGAAUGGAACAGUGCCAACGACCCAAAUAGCGUUGAGCGAGUGUGCCCGCUGGAUGAACGCAGUCUUUUUAUGUUUCUAAAAAUUCGGGGGGAGGGGGGCUUGCGUUUGGAUGUUUUGAGUGAAGGUCAAUUUGGACUUUUAAUUCCUACGCUUUUUGUGUUUCUCACCAGGAUUUUAUUACUGAAGCUCAAAGGAAAGAUAAAGUGAAAGUAUGUGCCAAGAAAAUGACUCCCAGAGAUCCAACAAGUGUCUGAAUGAAUAUUCUGACUCUGCGUUUAGCCUACGACUGGACUAAAACAGAGGAUUUAAGCACGCUUAAUAAUCUAAUUUUCUUUGUCUCUCGCUUACUGCAGUGAGAAAACCCGCUGUUUGGAUUCGCUUGUUGCUCUGAAACCUCUCUGGCGGUGUCUCAUCAGAUGGAGCCGCCGUGAUGUAUUUUGUUCAGUUAAGAAGCUAACCAUUAGUGUGGCAUUGUUGCCAAUUUUCAAUAGUUACAGAUUAAUUUCUUCCGUCUAGGGUAGAUACAUUUUGCGAGUAACAUACAACUGUUAACUCUCCAGAGAAAUACAAAAGGUACUGUGACAUACAUGUCACGUUUAGGCAACUGAAGGAAUUAAAUGAUCCAAUCCUGUCUCCUGCCUCUGAAACCUGUGGCCAAAGCGGAUACUUGCUAUCAAUGGACUUAACCAUCCGCACCCUAUUUGAAAGUGGGGGAAAGUUGUGAACGACUCACCGAAGAACCACUCUAUGAAGACCAGGGCACAGGUGGUAACCCCAGACCGUCACCGCAGCCAUGCCUAUCAUGCAUCCAAUCAACUCCAAUUUGAUGUACCGGGGCAUCUGCACCAUCCCGGACAUGCUCGCCUACCGAGCACCGGUCACACUGCCCGAGGACGAGGUGGAAGAGAUUCGAGAGGCCUUCAAGGUGUUUGACCGCGAUGGUAACGGGUUUAUUUCCAAGCAGGAGCUAGGUAUGGCCAUGAGGUCCCUGGGUUAUAUGCCCAAUGAGGUGGAGCUGGAGGUCAUCAUACAAAGACUGGACAUGGACGGUGAUGGUCAGGUGGAUUUUGAGGAGUUUGUCACUCUCCUUGGACCAAAGCUGACAGCAGCCGGAAUGCCUGACAAGUUCCAUGGAACCGAUUUUGAUUCUGUAUUCUGGAAGACCGAUAUGCAGAAGCUGACAGUGGAGGAGCUGAAGAGGCUGCUGUAUGAUACGUUCUGUGACCACCUAACUAUGAAGGACAUUGAGAACAUCAUCAUGACUGAGGAGAGUCACAUAGAGAAUCCAGGGGCCUGCCAGGUGGAUAUAGACACUAGUCCAACACAGCAAGUAAAGCAAACGUGUGUACGCAAGAGCCUAAUAUGUGCUUUCGCCAUCGCCUUCAUCAUCAGCGUCAUGCUUAUUGCAGCCAAUCAGGUGCUGCGGAGCGGCAUGAAGUAGGCAGGGGCAUGCCAGCCCACUCUAAGAGACUACUCUAAGACACCCGGACAACUGACUGAGUUAAAGCUUUGAGACAACAACAGACAAUCGAAGUGUUAUUAAAAAUAAACCGACAGGAAAGCAUUUGUGUGUUAAUGGCUCUCAUCCAAGUGACUUCAUUGGCACCCUUUCUGAACUUGCUCCUUAAACUCCUACUCUGCCUGGAGGAUGACCAUCAUCUGUGCAUGAAGUGCAUGGAUUUAAUCGGUUGUUUCUUGAAACACUUGUAAAUGUUGUUAUCAGUGUGUAUCCAUAUGACUGUGUAACAAACAUAGGCGUGUUAUAAUUCACUCACGACCAACAGUGACCACUACUGUUAAUGGGGGUUAGGGUCAGAAGUCAAGGGAUCAGGUUAUAGGUGAAAGUUCAUGGGUCGGGAGAGGGAAGUGAUGAUGUUUAUUUUUAUGUAUUUUUACGUCUGUACUGUGUACCAAAUCAACAACGAAACAAAAAAGUGAAUAUUUCAUGAAAUAAAUAUUUUACAGUUCUGCAUGAACAGAAGGGCUGUUUAAUAGACAACAUGCUCACCUUGUAAAAGUCGUUUUUGGGGAACUGUUCUUAUUGACAUACUGUGGAUUAUUAGCUUCACUGAGCACCCCGUUCUUAGUGCCAUAGAAAAACAAAAGGCUCAGAUGUGAUGGACUUGUAUUAGCAUAUCACUGAGAAUUCAUACAGUAUGCUUGAUAUGUGACAUAUAUACGUAACAACAUACAAAGAAGAAUGUCCGCACUGUAUAAGAAAACGAUGUAAUGGAAUGUAUUUUGUUCUCUGUUGGUGUGUUCAGUCCAAAUACAUUGCUAUAUUGAGCAAUAAGUCAUGAGUAUACAUCUCACAUGUAAUUUCACCCCAUAUAUGAUCAAUAUAAUCCUUUAGUGUCAUCCAUAGGUCAGCUUGGCUCAGGAGAAUCGAAGCAGCAGCAAUGACCUUCAGUCCAUAACUGUCCCCUGGUAGGUCCUUGUUAUUCUUGGGAUGCAAUACUCUGGCUAUGGAGACUUUAAACAUACCAUAGCAAUAUAUUUUAUUUUAUUAUGCUGUCUUUUUUAAAUUGAAAGGAUAUACCAUUCACACUACAUGAUAAGAUAAUUAGGCAUUAAAAGCACUAUCAUCUUUUAUGGCACUGCUGUAAUGUCAGGUUUUUAUCUUUUGUGAUUGAAUACAACACGGUAUUUGCAUUUUGACACGGUAGUCAGUAUCAGCAAUGAAUUGUGUGUUAUGCAAAGGCAUAACUCUGAGUUGAUGGAGUCAAUUUACAUGUACUGUAAACAAAUAGCUUUUUAUUUUCAUUCAGCACUUUAUAAUAAGGUGCUGCAGUGCACAUGGGUAAUUCACCACCAUUAUGCUUGUGUUCCAAUAGAAAAUGUACUUACAUAUGUUUUGAAUAGUUCAUUGUAAAUGAUCCUACUCUCAUGAAAGUAACGGUACAAUAAAAAGGAAGAGCAGUUUAUGAACCCCUUCAGAUUCUGUUGGAGAACAUAUAACCCUAAAAGCACUAACCUGUGUACAUUCUGACAAACCAAUGUCAAAAUCCUUAUUUUCUCUCAUUUUGAAAGGUUAGGACUUUAAGUCAAGCAUCAAGUUACGACAUAAAAACAAAUAUUGUGAAUGUGUGCAAUAGUAAAACCAAAAUACAAUGUGGCUUGAAAAUCUGCACAUUUGGCACAGAAGAUGAAAAACGAUAUCGCUUUUGUGUUUUAAGUUGAUCACGUGGGCCAAAUAGUGAAAUAGAAAAUAAAAAGUUCUUAUAAAAGCUUGACAUUUGGCACGAAGUAUGGACUAUAUGUACCUUUAAAAGACCACCUGGGCUAGAAUACCACUCCAGAUUUGGCCUAUUAGGCGGGAAAGCUACUAUUUCUCACAAGCCCCACUGAAUCCCUCUGUAAAAAAGCUGAUAUUCUACACAAUAAUUUGUUUACUCCAGAUUUUGCCUCACAAUAAAGUAUAUUUUCAGGUCAACCAAAACAACUCAACAUGUUGUUACGUGUCUCAGUUUUACUGAGUUUAUAGCCCAGGGCAUUCCAAAGUUAGAGCUCAACCCAAUGAACUUGGAUGUGUUUUAAAAAAUGAAUAUGUUUUGGGGGUAUACCUUUUAGGGGUUGAAAUGUGCCAGUGCCUUUAGGGUUAACUAAUUUAGCUGACAUUUGACUGCACUGGUUAAAUGUCUCUAUUUCUUAUAUUCUGCUGAGACUGUGCUGCUGUUUGAAACAGUGUCUGAAGAAUGUGAUUCCAUUAGCUGAGACUUUGCCUUAUCUUCCGAGACACUUGGGCAUUGUACAUUUACAUAAAGUGUUUCCUAUGAAACAUGGUUUAUUGCCAAGCAAAGGUGUACGAAAGUAGAAAUCAAUCAUGUCUUUACUUUUUAUGUAUGAAACAAAACCUAUUGUAUUGUAUACAUGUUAAUAGUCAACUGAAUGUUCUAGUACCAUUACUGUUAGUGCAAUUUGAUACUAAUGCCUGGAUUCAAUCUUUAGCGGCUUAGAGGCAUUGGAGCUUUUAAAGUUAAUCUUCUCUAACAUUACAUUUCACCUUAAAGGCUCUAAAUGUCAGCCCAAUAUGAAAUUUCCUUUAAAAGCUGCAAGGCCUAAAACCUUCCUUCAGAUUCAAUUCAGGUCUUGAUGUCUCUUCUCUAGAUCUUGCAAAAACAUAAUAUAUUAUCUGCCCCCUGUGGCUGUAUGUUCAUUGAUCACACCAGAUGUACGUAUCUGUCAGUGGAAUGGUAUGUCACAUAAAUAAAAGUAUAUCAACACCA